AUCAGUGGCAGUUGACAGUUGAAGCUCUGGUGGCUGAUACUAUAGUCUUGCCUUGGAAGAGCGAGCUAGUGUGCUUUGGCAGCUAGUGUUAUACUUCCAGCGAUUUAUCUUGUUGUUCAGAGCACAAUAAAAUCUGUGAUUUUCCUGAACAUUUUUUUAUUUUAUUUUUUCUAUUUGGUGGAUUUAUUGGACAUCUGGAAAUGAGCCGGAGAACGGAGCUGAGACGGCUCCUGGAGGAUCAGAGGAGGUGGAGCCGUCACGGAGAUCAUGAUGAUUCAACCCAGACCGUAUUUGAGGAGAGACUGCGGUCUGAGCGCCGAGGAGGUGAAAGGAGAGCUCGUCAGGACACCCAGGAACAUCUGCAGAGACCUCAGAGGGAGCAGAGACACCGAAGCCGUUCUCCUCUUCCUGCUCCUGAGAUGGCACCAACAGACGGACCAAGUCCAGAUCCUCUCCCUGGUCCAAGUCAUCUACAGCCAACGUCUCAGCAGCCAGCGGAGAAUAGGCAGAAUCUCUCGGACAUGGUGCACGAGAUCGUCAUGCAGAUGAGGACAGCCGCUGAGGGAGCUGACAAUGAGCAGAAUAUCCCGGCCAUUUUGGAAGAGAUCAUGGAACAGAACAGGCCAGCUGUGGUGGAAGAGAUGCACAGGCAGAAUGUCCAGGCCCUGCAGCUAAGGAUCAGAUUUUUCCAAUCUACCAUCAUUGCUGGGGAUGAAGCGACACAGUCAUGUGCCAUCUGUCUGAUGCAGUACCAAGAUGGGGAGCGAGUGUCUACCCUGCCCUGCAGCCACAAGUACCAUCCAAGCUGCAUCUCACAGUGGUUUGCAACACAUUCCAGCUGUCCCCUGUGCCGCAGAGAGUGCAUCCCAGCGCAGAUUGAGUGUUGGAUCUCCUGAAUACGGUAAGAGGAAGAUCUAAAUUACCACCUUCUCUAGAUUCCAUACCACCUCCUCCACUCUACUUUGGGCCUACUGCCCACACUGCUCACCGGGCCUAGUGCUCGCCUAUUGUGCCAUUCUAUUGGGUCUAAUGCCCCUUUUAUAUUGACCGGCCUAGUGCCUGCCUAAUGAUUCCCAGGCCUAGUGCCUGCUAUGCCCACGGGCCUAGUGCCCGAACCAUGGUGGUCUAGGGUGGGACAGUCUGGAUUUACCCAUCCUAAGGGCUGUGGCUGGACCAAGCUUGGUCCAGACCCGCCCACCACUUGGUAUUGCUCCCACCACCUCCGGCCUUCUUGGAGUCUUCACCUGGGCAGUGGUGUCCAGUAAAAGCUAUUUUACAUCGCACACCACUGUCCCAGGACUUCGACGUUUUCACCACAUCUGCGGCGUUGCGCCGACUUAUCCAUCCUGCGGCCUAGCACCGGAUAAAGCGAUAUCACAGCUUAGUGCCAACUUACAACACCUGUAGCCUAGCGCCGACUUAUCCAAUCUGCGGCCUAGCGCAGGAUCAAGAGAUACUACGGCCUAGUGCCGACUUACCACACCUGCGGUUAAUCGCACAAUGUAAGACUACUGGGCAUUGUGCCCUUGUCUAUACAAACCUUGUCGUCCACAUAGUAGCUUUGGGCUUACCGCCCACUGUGCCCUGGCCAAUUGUUGCUUAUCUGUGGGACUUUGCUGCCAUGGGUCUGUUACACGCCUACCUGAAAUGAUCCAAAUGCUUUGGGCCUAUUGCUCACCUACCUGAGCCUCUUACAAUAGCUUUGGGCCUAAUGAUCACGGGACCCCGACCUAUUGCUGCCGUUAGGGGCUGAAGAUUCUAUCCACGGGCCUAGUGUCCACGUAGUGUGCAGCUCUAUUGGGCCUUCUGCCCACACUGCUCACCGGGCCUAGUACUCGCCUAUUGUGCCAUUCUAUUGGGCCUAAUGCCCCUUUAUGUCACCCGGGCCUAGUGCCCGCGUACUGAAUCCCAGGCCUUGUGCCUACUAUGUCCACGGGCCUAGUGCCCGAACCCUGUUGGUCUUGGGUGGACCGUCUGGAUUUACUCAUCCUAAUGGCUGUGGCUGGAUGAAGCUUGGUCCAGACCCACCCAACGCGUGGUUUUUCGCCGGAGGCGGGAUGUCUCCUACCACCUCCGGGCUUCCUGGAGUCUUCACCUGGGCAGUGGUGGCCAAUAAAAGCUCUUUUCCAUCGCACACUACUGUCCCAGGGCUUCGACGUCUUAUCCACAUCUACGGCUUAGCGUCGACUUAUCCAACCUGCGGCCUAGCGCCGGAUGAAGAGAUAACACAGCUUAGCGUUGACUUACCACAUUUGUAGACUAGCGCCGAUUUAUCCAACCUGCAGUCUAGCGCAGGAUGAAGAGAUACUACGGCCUAGUGCUGAUUUACCACACCUGCGGUUAAUCGCACAAUGUAAGACUACUAGGCCUUGUGCCCUUGAUACCAACCUUGUCAUCCACACAAUAGCUUUGGGCUUACCGCCCACUGUGCCUCAGCCUAUUAUUGUGUAUCUGGGGGACUUUGCUGCCAUGGGCCUGUUGCCCGCCUACUUAAUAUGAUCCACAUGUUUUGGGCCUAUUGCCCACCUACCUGAGCUUGGUGCCUGAUGACCACGGGGCCCAGACCUAUUGCUUCUGUUGAGAGCUAAAUCUUCAAUCCACGGGCCUAGUGCCCGCCUAAUGUGCAAGUCUAUUGGGCUUACUGCCCACACUGCUCCUCGGGCCUAGUGCCCACUUAUUGUGCCAUUCUAUUGGGCCUUAUACCCCUUUAUGUCCACCGGGCCAAGUGCGCACCUAAUGCGACCCAGGCCUAGUGCCUGCUAUGCUCACGGGCCUAGUCUCAAACUCUGGUGGUCUAGGGUGGGAACAUCUGGAUUUAUCCAUCCUAAGCGCUGUGGCUGGACCAAGCUUGGUCCGGACCCGUCCUCCGCGUGGUCUUCGACAGAGGCGGGAUGGUUCCCACCACCUCCGGGCUUCCUGGAGUCUUCACCUCAGCAGUGGUGGCCAGUAAAAGCUAUUUUCUGUCGCACACCGCCGUCCCAGGGCUUCCAACGUCUUCACCGACAAGCGUCGGAUCUUUGGUCUUCACCCGGCUGGCGGCGGUAGGUAACAACUCUUUCCCAACUGCCACCACCCUCCAGGACUUCCGGCGCCUUCCCCUGCGUCUUCUAUCUUCAAUCUUCGGGAGCUCUUCACUGCUCCCUCCCGGCCAACAUACAGCUCACCCGUGCCCGAUGCUGGCUGAUAUAAGCCAGUGUUAGGAGGCGGGGCUAUGAUGUAGCGAGCCAGGAUUGACUCGUCGACGCCACUCGAUGCAGGUACGCCGCCAUUACACACGUGGAGCGGAAGAGGUUAUUCACCAACGCCUCCAUGGCCGCUGCUGAACUCUGCAGCCAGUUGGGCAGGUGGGGACUGGACCAGACACGGCCCAGGUCCCCAGCGCUGCCUGGUUCCACUGCCGGAUCCUUCCCCAUAGGACGGCACCAGGAUCCCUCUUGAUCCCAGCCCGACCCAGGAAAGGAAGAACAGAGCACAUAGUAGCAGGUCCAGUGACUGCGCUAGUACACUGGGCAUUGCUACACAUGUGCAGUACAGGUCCAUGACAUUGGUCAUACUACGGUGUUAGAUUAUCAGUGAUUGACAGUCUGAUUCCGCUUGAGGGUGGGGUGGGGUGGCAACAGCCUGUUUCUCAAAAUGGAUUUGUGUCGCCGCUGUUUUUAGGGAGGGACUAGGCCAGGAUUAUCCGCCUGAGGUUGUAGAUUUCAUGGCUCCUUCAUAGUAGAUGCGGUGGCUGACUUGCGCGACUCCUUGGGUCACUCAGCCGGCCGAUAGUGUUGCAGAAGAUCUGAUACUGCCUCCUAGGAAGCAGCUCGGAUCAGUAAUGCACGCAGGAGGCAUGACGCAUCCUGCUGUAUUACCAUAUUAGCGCUACCACUGCUGCUUUUGUAUAAGCAGCAGAUAUAGUUCCUCCAUCCACAUCUGAAUCAGGCCCACUGCUCCUACUGGCCAGUGGCCAUCUUAUGUGUAGCACUGGGGGAAUCCUUUGCAUACCCCACAGCCGUCCUGCUUUGGAUAGGAUAGUCCCGCUUUUCGGGAACUGUCAGGCUGUCCCAUCCGCAGGGCGCUAUGUCCCGGGGUGAGGGGAGUUAGGGGGAGCACUCUAACCCGUGCUCUGCAUAGCAUACAUGCCAUGUGCAAGGAAUCUACCAGAGCCUGAUUCAGGAGGCGUCUUAUACAAAUAGACAUUGCCUGAUGGCUUCUCUGA
Messenger RNA from Pseudophryne corroboree (corroboree frog), 4204 nucleotides. RefSeq names its product E3 ubiquitin-protein ligase RNF12-like. Gene Ontology annotation, biological process: protein ubiquitination. NCBI's taxonomy places the organism in Eukaryota, Metazoa, Chordata, Amphibia, Anura, Myobatrachidae. The record is from RefSeq and is a predicted model, not a curated record. Gene Ontology annotation, molecular function: ubiquitin protein ligase activity. The coding region runs from base 201 to 896 and encodes 231 amino acids. The transcript is spliced from 2 exons. Gene Ontology annotation, cellular component: cytoplasm.